GACCAAGCGGGAACUGGCGACCGAGUGCGUAAACCUGUCGACGAACAAGUACGUCAACACAUGCGUCCCCGAUGCGUUGGCCAAGCACGGCUACCCCAUCGACGUCCGCCAGUCUGGCCCAUUCACUGUGGUGGAGGCCUGCGCUUGGUUGCAGCAGCGGGGGAAGAUCCUAGCCCAGGUCCCCGCAGCCGCCACGUGGUCUCCCGGCGACUACCCACAGAUAUCUGGGCCACACUGCACAGCCUUUCGCACGCGGUCCCAUAUUUCAAGAAGGGCCCGGCCGCGCUGCGCGCCGCGCUGUGACGGGGUCUGGUACAAGAUCGUCGAUGGAAUCCUGGGGGCCUCUGGCACGUUCUCCAUGAACCUCGCUGCUGGCGGCGAGGACGAUAACACAGAUGACAUCAUACUAUCGGACAAUAUUAGGCCGAACGGCCCUGUCCUGGAUUUUGGUCCAGAUACAGAGUUUCAGCGAUGCGCUGCGCGCCUCGCAGACAACGCGCCUCUGAAGGUCCCCAGUGACGGUCUAUGCUUGUACCACGUCGUGGCAGCUGCAGCAGUCGGGCCUGCCGAGUGGAAGCCCCUGCCCCUGGAAACCAAGAUCCUUGUCGCUCGUAGGAUCAAGGGGUGCAUUGUCGCCGUUGCCAGGGCCAGCGGCGACGCAGCAACUGCAAGCCGUUUGGAAGAAGGGGACGGCGCGGAGAACUGCCCUGGAGUGCCGGACCUGAAGUAUUUCACCAAGUACAUUGGUGGAGCAAUACACGUAUACGACGAAAAAUAUGAGACCAUAAACCAUGAGUUCCGGACAGAGUUUCCCGCAGACGACGGGAACAAGGAUCCCAUGAUUAUUGUUUGGCAUUGCUCCACUCGCGACGGCGCGGGCGCGGAAUGCCGCGAGCACUUCGAGCUGUUCCAGACUUACGUCCGCGUCCGUGAGAGGAAGGCCGCGCCUGAAGCCGUGCUCAGGCGCGCGGAGCUGCCAGGGGCCAGCGAGUCGCAAUCUGCGUUCGCGUCCCUAUGGCAGGGCGUCGGCAGCGGACUGACCAAGCCAAAGGACGCGAAGAAGCUCGAGGAGCCGACGGUGGGGAGCAUCUUGGACGAGGCGAGAACCCUGGGCGAAAAACUGCAGGGAGACGAGCGAACCCAACAUUGGAGCGACCGCAAGCGUCGUCUCGCCAUGGCAGCGCUCAGCAUCUACAGCCUGCGCCCCACGGACUCUUCAAUCCGAGACCACGUCAACCUGAUGUGGAUCAUAUUCGGCGGUCGCCGUCUCCGCGCGCACCACUCCCAAUCGUAUUAUUACAACGAGCGCUUGGGUAGCAUGGAGGCUUAUCAAGGCUUGCUCCCCGACUCCUUCCACAUAUACAUCCGCGUACGCAUGCUGGAGCUGGAGGGUAUGUUCCGCGAGUUCGGCACCCCUGUGAGGCAGCGGGGCGAAGACGUUCUCGGACAUAUUAUUGAGAUUUUCAAGAAAACCGAGAGCGAGAGCGAUCUUUUCCAAACUUUCGUGGCGAACGCUUGCCAUAACAAGGGGAACAGGGCCUCGGCGCAGGCGCUGAAGGGAUCUGGCAAAGGGGGCGCGCAGAGGACCCCGAAAGGCAACGAUGGCAAAGGCAAGCUUGAAGCGGUAGAUGAUCUUGCCGGUGCACUUGCUGGUCUCAUCGACGAGGGAGAGGGUGGCGAAGACACGUCUGGUCAUAAUCUGUGGCACAUAGCAACGGCAAAGAAUAUUUCCAGAUUGGCGGGGCGCAUGCAAAUGGAGCUGAGCUCCAAGUCGUUAUGGCCCCACUUCGGCGAAUGGUGUGACACUCCCGAACCUAGGGCCAAGGGGUUCGCUUUCAAAGACUGCUGCGUCCUCUUCGACACCCCCGCUGGGAACGUGGAGUACCUCGACUCACGGAGCCCCGACCACAACAUAUACUACGGCACGCCGUGGAACGUCAACCAGAUUGCGUUUUUCCUCGGGCCUGGAGGCGUGGGGCUAUCUCUGUUCACGGCGCACCUGGCAGCCACGCACCCGCUGGGCCACCGAUACUACGACCCGAACGUCUUCUACAGCGACGACGAAUUGCGGAAGACCGUGGAACUGCCCAUGGGGGGUUUCAUCUUCUCGGGGCAAGAGAAACCCACGGGCAACAAGCAGUCCUUGCGAGAUGAUCUCAUCAAAAAGUUUGUGACGGGUGAAGGGAUUUCAGGGCGGCUGCCGUACGCCAUUAUCACUCGCCUGUGCCACGUUAUAGGCUGGAAGCGCAUCGAGUGCAAUCGGCUGUUCAAGUUCGAUGACACUACCGAGACGAAUUACGAGUCUAUCUUCAGGCGGUGCGCCGUUGUUCGCAUCUACGCAAAGUUAUUCGAGCCUUUGUUCUUGGAGCGCAACCUCGCCGACCACGAUUUGUGCGGAAUCUUCAAGCGAGAAGAAGAUGCCAAAGAUUUCCUGGCGAGUCCUGGAGGGGCAGUUGCUGGACUCAGAAUCCAGCAAGUCUUAUCCGUGAACAAUUCGGAAAAGGAUUGCAGUCGCAUCGUGGAGGAGUACACGACGCGCGGUGGGGACAGUGGAGUAACUGAUAAAUACAUACGCCAAGCUUGCUCUCUUCCUCCGCGGAGUGGCGGCGACAAAACCGGCUCACCAUUGGAGUCGGCCGUGGUCACGGCGCCCCAGGAGAUCGAAGACAACGGCGCCAACGAACUCAAGAAGAUUGCUUGGCAUUACUCCGUGGAAUUCUUCCGCGACAAGAGACUGCCUGGCAAUGCUCAAGCCCUGACGCACGGGUACUUCGUGGCCAUGAGGCUUCCUCCUGGCUUACCUGGUACGUACACGAAAGCCAAGUGCUGGCAAUCCCUUAAGGGGAGUCCACAUGUAAUUUCACCGCGUGCGGAGGGACACUUGCUUCCCCGCAUGCCCCUCGUCAAGGACGCCGACGUGCUGCGCCCGCCCCUGAAGGCCGACGACCCCCUCAGCUCUUUCACCGAGCGGCACGAUGCAACAAAUUUCAAGCGCGUGUUCCACGGGUGCAUUGCGAGGGAGAUGGACCUCGGCCUGCUUAUACAACACCUCGACUCUCUCCCCUCCAAGAGCGGCAAGGCAGGUAGGUUGGCAGCGAAGGGUUCCGACGCCGGCAUGCACAAGCAAACGGUCAAUUACAGGCGAACUCGUAAGUGGAGAUCCAGGAAGCACGCCAGCGGCACGGCGGCACAGCACAUGCAGCGACUCAUGCAGGUGGCGACGCUACCGCAUACUAUCGACGUGGACAUGAAGAACGCGAAGUUCUGCUUAAUUCCUCAGAUUAUCGGGCGCUUGGGUCUCGCGGACAGCGCGACGUGGGCACCAGAGGUAGCCCACCUGAAGGAAUUGCAGUACAACCGCGGCCGCAUUUGCACAGGAUCACUGGGGGUUCCGGAAGUAGUGGGCAGAGAGAUCCUCAAUCAGGUCUUCGAGGGCGGGGAGAUCCCGCCGCGCUUCAGUGGUAAUGAAUACCUGCAGAGACAUAAGCAGGUGGGGAGGUGGUGGCGAAGCCUAGCAGCAACAGCUCUGCCCAGCGUCUUCGAGCAAUUGAAGGGCGACGCCGACGUCGAGAACCCAGACAGGAGAGUGGCUUCUCAUUUGUGGAUGGGGUGCGAGGACUACAUAUUGGAUAAUCUCGUUGAAUACCUUUUACAGUACAACAAGGGCCACAUGUCUUUGCACUACGACGGAGUCCGCGCGGAGCAAGACACGAUGAGCUCUAUCGCGCGCGCAACUUCUCCAGACGAGUACGCCAUCGGCAUUUCCGACGCUGAGGUUUUCUUGAGGGAGCGCGAGCAAUACGCACAGGAUGCGACUGGGUAUCACGUCGAGUUCGCGAUCAAAAACCAUCGAUGCUUCCAGAACUGGGUUUCCAGUGGCCCCGCGGGCGAUGCCCCUCGUUUACACAACAUAUUCUACAAGCUUGGCAACUGCAUUGGGCUUUGUUUGGCGCGCCUCUCCAUCGGCGCUGACGCCGCCCAGGCCUUCCUGGAAUCGUUGGACACGCCGUCGGAGGCCAGCGAGGGCGUGGCGAUGACAAAGUCGCGGUCUUAUCGCAUACGCGCUGAACAUUUUCAUCUGGGUCUGCGCCUCGCCGCGCCAGACGCACUCAGCACUGGGGUGGAGUACCUCGUUCACUGCGAGACGUCGGGAAUGCCUCACUGCAUGGCGACGCAGGUAACUGCGGGCGACGUCGUCAUCACUGAUGCAGACAAGAGCUUCCAGAUGACUCACGACGACUUCAAGGAGCGCAUUGCGGGCAGCCUGGACAGGAAGAUGAUUCUCAUCUUCGAGGUGCACCCCAAUGUCGCCACUCCUCCACGCCAAGUUCGACUGCUCGAUCUUCGCGCAGGGGGCGCGGGCCACCAACCUGACGAGCGCUGUGCCGACGGCGACGCCGCGGCGUCGCAGGGCGCUGCGGCGUGCGAUCUUUCGGAGGAGGGUAAGCCGAUAGAGGCGCGGGUCGAUUGCCCUGACGUGGCCGACGAGAACGACGAGGCAGCGGUGCACGUGCACAAGGCGCUGUCCAAGAUCUUGUCUGAUGAGAUCCGGCAUGUCACCGAACAGUUCCUCUCCAACAGGAAGAUCUCUGCGCGGCCGCCGUGCGCGUGCGCGCGUGAUGCUACCUCUUCGAUGCGAUGCCCGUUGUGUCCGAGGAAGGCCGUUGGCGACAAGAGCCAGAGCACCUUGCGCAAGCGGCUGAAGGACCACCUUGAUAAGCACCACUGGCCCAAGGAGCUGGGCGACCGCAACGCUGACUUGCCCAAGUACGUACCAGGGGGAGCCAGACAGCUAAAGGCCCUCACGGCUUUGUUCGAGGACGACUGCCUGUCAGGCCGCGCCAGGACGUCCUACCUACAGGAUUCAGCCAGCAUCAUCCGCGGAUGCUUUCCUGAGCAUGCGCUGGCAACGCGCACCGACAGGACGACUGACAGAGAUCUCUGUUUCCUAUUGGACAACACUGGGCCGACUUUUUUCUACAACGGAGGUGAAGACAUUCGGCGGGACGCACGGCGGGUGGGAAACGUAUAUUACACGCGGGGCUUCGCGAACUUAUUCUUGGAAUUCUCCUUGACGGAGCAUGGCCGCUUGCGCCCCAUCCGCGACAGGUUGGUCCAGGUGUGCGUCCGCGGUCACAACCCCCUCUGGCAUCUCUUCCCGAGACACCCAAAGACGACUGCAGCAGUACUUGAGGACAUCAUGACGUCCCCGCACGCGCAAGGCACCAAGGAGAGGCUUAUCACGCAAUGUUGCGAGCACAGCGAGUUCACACACAUGUCCAUCGACGCUGCGGUGCGGGUCGCAAUGUCCCUGAAAGGCCAAGCCAACUACAGGGCAAGCCGCGCGAAGAAAGAAGCCGCUGCGCUCCCCGAGGAGGAAGCCAAGCGGUCGGUCCUGACAGCGCGAGGUCGCACGGGUGCAGUGCUCGGGAUGCGGUUAAUCCGAAGUGAGGCGACCAACCAUGUUAGCGACGCUCUGGCCGGCCACUUCCCCCAGGAUUAUCGUCAGCAAGUGGUCGCAAUCUUUUCAGAUGACCCUUCGAAUCUGAUGUUCGCGACCUUGCGGAGGGUGUUCCCUGAGUUAACGUUCCUCUGCCUGGACUCAGUGCACUUGGUGAUCGUGCAUCUCCAGGCGCACUACCGCAAGCGGACAGCUGGUUCGCAGCACCUCAGAAUUAUCAUGCACAAGCUAAACAAGGUGGACACGUCUUUCAACGCAGGGUCUUGGGGGCCGCCGCAUCGCGGUGAUGGGGGCGUAGAGCUGACCCAUCCAGAGGCGCACGCACGGGCCCACGUAGAGUUCGGAACGCUUCCCAUGCCCGAGGCGCAGCGUAUUCACGCCAGCAUCGACCCGAAUAAACCGUAUAUGACGCGCUUCGAGUUCAUCGCAGCCCUCGCAUCUUUGACCGCGUUGUUCUGGGCGGAGGUCGAACGCAAGACCCACGUGAAUUCCCAGACGCCGGCGAAAGUGAUAUGGCGCGCUGCCGCCGCCAGUCGGGCCGAGUGGUAUUUAAACAACCAGAG
Prorocentrum cordatum is the source of this 6024-nucleotide messenger RNA. The record is from the annotation of a GenBank genome assembly. Lineage: Eukaryota; Dinophyceae; Prorocentrales; Prorocentraceae.